UCUCCAGUCCUAAUGAAGGUGGGACAGGUCUAUAGAUGAACCAGCAGCAAAGUGAUGUCUUCAGCUGGCAUUUGCCUCAACCAGAAAUAUUGACUUGGUUCUUUAUUAUGCCUUUUUGUUUUUCUAACUUGGUACGUAGCAAGUUUUUUCAAAAUCUCAAACGAGGUGAUUGCAAUGUCUCCCUUGACCGAGCAUAAGUUUUUUCUCACAUCUCCAAACAGCUUCUAGAGCAUUGCCGUUGAAAAUCACUUCCACGUUUAAGUUUUAACGUACGUACUGGUGAGUCUUUACAGUAGAAAUACUCUUCUCCCGCCAAUUAAGGAUUAAGAGGAAGAUGGAGGAAGCAACCUCACUCCCCAAAGCUCUACUCAACAACACCAACAAUCCCAAACUCGCAUGGCACCUCUUCAAGCGCAUUCUCUCCUCCUCCUCCUCCUCACAUCUCUCCCUCCGCUCCCUCACCAUCAUAGCCCGCAUCCUCAUCUCCGCCAAAAUGCACCCCGAAAUCGACGCCCUCCACCACCUCCUCCUCCACUCACAGCCCCCCCAAACCCUCCGCCCUUGCCUCGUUUCCCUCGUGCGAAUCUUCGCCAAGUCACGCCUCGCCGACAAGACCCUUUCGCAUUUUAAGUCUCUCCGAAGCCACUUCCCCAAUGACCCUCCUUCUGUUUAUUUGUAUAACUUGCUUCUCCAGUCCGCUCUCAGGGAGAACGAUGUGGAUUACGUGUUGUGGUUGUACAAGGAUAUGAUUGUUUCCGGGGUUAAGCCCGAAACGUAUACUUUUAAUCUUCUGAUCUGCGCGCUGUGCGACUGUGGUCGUUUGGAAGAUGCACGCCAGGUGUUCGAUAAAAUGCGUGACAAGGGUUGUCAGCCGAAUGAGUACAGCGUUGGGAUUUUGGUUCGCGGGUAUUGCAGAGCUGGGCUUAGUAGUGGAGGGUUGGAGGUUUUGGAUUGUGGUGUUGUGCCCAAUAGGGUUGUGUAUAAUACUUUGGUUUCGAGUUUUUGUAAAGAAGGCAGGACUGAUGAGGCCGAGAAAUUGGUGGAGAGGAUGCGAGAGGAGGGCAUGUUUCCGGAUGUCAUUACUUUCAAUUCGAGGAUAUCGGCUCUAUGUAGUGCAGGGAAGAUUCUUGAAGCGUCUAGAAUAUUUAGAGAUAUGCAUAUGGAUCAGGCUUUGGGGCUGCCGCAACCCAAUGUUGUAACGUAUAAUCUGAUGUUACAAGGAUUUUGCAAGGAAGGGAUGUUAGAGGAAGCAGAGAGCUUGUUCAAAUCUACGGAAAAGGCUGGUGGUUUGAUUAAUAUAGAGAGCUAUAAUAUAUGGUUGUUGGGUUUGGUCAGGAAUAAGAAGCUCUUGGAGGCUCGACUGGUUCUGAAAGAGAUGGUAGAUAAGGGAAUAGAACCCAAUAUAUACUCAUAUAACAUUGUGAUAAAUGGGUUAUGCAAAAAUGGGAUGCUCCGUGAUGCAAGAAUUGUGAUGGGUCUGAUGGCAAGAAACAAUAUUUCGCCAGAUACUGUUACCUACAGUACUUUACUACACGGAUACUGCAAUAAAGGGAAGGUAUUUGAAGCCAACAAUGUUCUGCAAGAGAUGAUAACAAAGAAUUGCUUCCCAAAUACUCAUACUUGCAACAUUCUGCUGCACAGUUUAUGGAAAGAGGGAAGAACAUCAGAAGCAGAGGAACUACUGCAAAAGAUGAAUGAGAGAGGUUAUGGUUUAGAUACUGUGACCUGCAACAUCGUGAUCGAUGGUCUGUGCAAUGAUGGGAAAUUGGACAAAGCAAUUGAAAUUGUAAGUGGGAUGUGGACUCAUGGAAGUGCGGCUCUUGGAAACUUAGGGAAUUCCUUUGUUGGCCUGGUUGAUGAUAGUAAUAAUGGGAAUAAAUGCCUUCCAGAUUUGAUCUCAUAUUCAACCAUUAUUAGUGGGUUAUGCAAGGCUGGGAGGCUUGAUGAAGCUAAGAAGAAGUUCAUGGAGAUGAUGGGCAAAAACUUGCACCCUGAUUCAGUGAUUUAUGAUACUUUUAUACAUAGCUUUUGUAAACAAGGAAGGAUAUCAUCUGCAUUUCGGGUGUUGAAGGACAUGGAGAAGAAAGGUUGCAACAAGAGCAUUCAGACUUAUAAUUCACUAAUCCUGGGCUUAGGGAGUAAAAAGCAAAUAUUUGAAAUAUAUGGGCUGAUGGAUGAAAUGAAAGAGAGGGGAGUCCCUCCUGAUGUCUGUACUUACAAUAAUAUGAUGUACUGUCUCUGUGAAGUAGAGAGAGUCAAAGAUGCAACUUCUCUUUUAGAUGAAAUGCUGCAAAAGGGCAUAUCCCCGAAUAUUUCUACCUUCAGAAUAUUAAUCAAAGCUUUCUGCAAGGGUUGUGAUUUUGGAGUCGCACAGGAGUUAUUUGACAUUGCUUUAAGUGUAUGUGGCCACAAGGAAGCCUUAUAUAGUUUGAUGUUUAAUGAGUUACUUGCUGGAGGGGAAGUCGCAAAAGCUACAGAGCUAUUUGAAGAAGCAUUGGACAAGUAUUUUUAUCUGGGGAACUUCCUUUACAAAGAUCUCAUUGAUAGACUUUGCAAGGAUCAAAAGUUAGAGGAUGCCUGUAGCAUUCUUCACAAUAUGAUGAAUAAGGGAUACAGGUUUGAUUCAGCAUCCUUCCUACCAGUAAUUGAUGGCUUGGGUAAAAGGGGGAAUAAGCAUGAGGCUGAUGAACUGGCAGAGAGAAUGAUGGAAAUGGCAUCAGAAGGUAGGAUAGCAAAUAAGGUUUACCGAAAUGAGAGGGAUAUAAUUGGUGGAAAACCAAAGUCUUGUGGAAGUGAUUGGCAGACCAUAGUGAACAGAGAUGAUGGCAGUGGAAUCGUAUUGAAAACUCUUAAGAGGGUGCAGAAAGGCUGGGGUCGAGCGAAUCUAACGAGUUUGCGAACCCGGAAAGAUGAAUUUCUUGAUUAUUGAAAGGCAACAAUUCCCCACCCCCCACUUUCUUGCGAGUAUGUUGGAGACAGUGGAGCCCCAAAUUAUUUAGGCCAAGAGACGACUAACCUUAGUAUCUCAAUUCUCAGCUAAGUUGAAGGAAGCUAGAAUCCAGUUACCUCCAGAGUCCAGAUUGAUUUGUCAUUCACGGACAUGGUGACCCAAGUCAUAAAUUUGCUUUGGUCUAAUCCAGCAGUCCAGCAAUCAUGGUCCGUGACACUCUACUCAAUUAUAACAUUUACGACGAAAAUUUAUCUGCGCCGAUGUCUCACAUCUAGCAGAUCAUGUUACCUCUAAACUGAGGCAAGUUUUUCCUCGACCAUUGUGGGUAUCAUUUAGUACAUUAUGAGUAGCACACGAGCGAUGCAUGUGAGAGAACCGUUGUAUAUAUCUAAGUCGUCGGCAAUUAAUGUACAACUGAUAUAUAUAUAUAUCUUUAAAGUGAAAAUUUGAAAAAUGCUCCAGAAUUUUAUCUA
This is a messenger RNA of Rosa rugosa (rugosa rose), 3423 nucleotides long. RefSeq names its product pentatricopeptide repeat-containing protein At2g17140. Bases 335 to 2929 code for a protein of 864 amino acids. Gene Ontology annotation, molecular function: protein binding. Lineage: Eukaryota; Viridiplantae; Streptophyta; Magnoliopsida; Rosales; Rosaceae. The record is from RefSeq and is a predicted model, not a curated record. The transcript is spliced from 3 exons.